AACCGGGUGUCAGUGAAUGGCUUGACCGCUCCUUGUAAAUAAAGCGGAUCCGCGCAGACGUAUUGGCGCAAGGAUGGCAGCCUUCCUUGAGGACACGCUACCCGAGGAGGAGAGUGAGUUUCAAAAGAUUGUAGCUUUAAUCGGAGGUAAAGAGCGGAUUUAUUUGGUGAGUGAUGCCUGUACAAGUAAAGAGGUGGACGGGAAUGACGCUGGAAUAUUGCAAGAGUUCUUCCGUGAAAUGUUUCACAACAGCAGCCCGGCGACCAGCAGCGGACAGCCCCAAACGUCUCCGUCGAACGGUCACGUCGAGACUGUAAGUGCAAAACCCUCUUGCGGCAAGCCAGAGACUGUUGCAAGCAAUGACAUACCUUUAAUAGCGAGCCCCAUGGAUUUGGAGUUGAAAGCCUGUCCGGUGGAAGAGGACGGGGACAAGGAGAGACAGCCAGCGCGCAAUGUCAACGCUCAGAAAACAGCAACAAGGAGGGCGAUAUACAGCCUAAAGCGAACCAUAGACUCUCCUAUCAUCAUAUUCAUCUUCAGACAGACAUUUAUCAGCAAACAAUCCAACGAAUUGUGCCUAAAAGAGACACUGAAGGACGUAAAGGCACGCACAAAACGUGCCAGAUUUACCCGACCAGCUCUGAUUGGAUUAAUACGCAGAGAACAGGAGAGCGCCGGGACGCAUCAGUGUGAACAACUCCUUGAGCGCCUGAUCCGCUCAGUGUUCUACAAACAGUCACCUGAGACUAUAUGGGUCGGCAGUUUCAUCCCGAAGACAGAGGCCCACAUGCUCAGCAUCAAGAAAAACGCCUGCAAAGUGAUAUACUCUUCCCAAACAGCAGAUAAUACCGGGGAUAGAGGGAACCAGCAUUUCCUGCCAUUCCAAUGUUUGUUAUGGGCUCAGAGAAGAGGCCAGACUUCCAACUCUUCAACCGGUAGGCAAAGAGGCGACACUGGAAGUAAAGAGGAAGGCAUCCCUUUGAAAAUCAGUUCAUUGUCUGCUGGACCUCAUGUGAAUGGAGAGUCAGCUGUAGGAGACAGCUGAUGGCAUGACACAUGGCCUGCAGACAAUACUUGUGGUGCUAAAGAGCCUUACUGCAUGUACUGCCAGUGUUUCUGUGUUCAUUAUCCACCGCUGAGCUAUCAUGAUGCUUGUCCUGAAGACAUAUUUAGCUAAAUAUUCAAAUCUGUCCUGCUGAUUUACACAUUGUCUCUGAUUUACAAUGGUAAAAGUAACUGUUAAAAAUAUCUAUGUAUAUCACAUUUACUAGACCACAUCAUUUAACAUCACUUUUGAGGCCUAGAGAGAGAUUUGUCUGUUAUUUUAGUAGAUGUUCAAACUGCAGUAUGGCUAGUUUUAAGCAAAAGCUUACAGCUAAAGUAGGCCAACUCCAUUCACAUGAUGCACAGGGCUGGAUUGCCAAUAGGUCCCUAGAACUCCAUUGAGUCUUGAUAUAUACACCACCAAAAGCACAACGUCAACAGUCAUAAUAAUGGUCUUAAGUGAGGUCCUGCUUCAUUAAUAGGGACCAAGCAGCAAGACCCAGAAGGUCGAUACCAUGAUCAACUACUGUGAAUCUUUUCUCCUUUUUCUUGGUAAUUUAUUAGAAUGAUGUGCCUUAGAUGAGUGCUAACGACAAAAGCAUUAUCUGCAAUAGAAGUAGAUUAAACAACUUUUCACUUUUAAUGUAGUUAUGUAGGCUAUUCAUUUGUAAAUAAACACAUAUACGCUUU
Pseudoliparis swirei is the source of this 1734-nucleotide messenger RNA. RefSeq lists its product as uncharacterized. The record is from RefSeq and is a predicted model, not a curated record. Lineage: Eukaryota; Metazoa; Chordata; Actinopteri; Perciformes; Liparidae. The coding region runs from base 74 to 1045 and encodes 323 amino acids. The transcript has 3 exons.